GGAAUGAAUAUAUCCUUCCUUUUUAUUUGAUCAGUCCUAAACAUCGGACUGUAAUCAGAUAUAUGUAAAUCAUUAAUAGUAAGAAAACCCGUAUAUUGUUGGACUUUAUUGUGGAUUAUAUAAAUAGGGCACUUCACGAAGGAGGACUAGGCGGGUGCGACGAGGGAUCGAGGGACGCCGCCAUAUUUUCUCUUGCUAGCUAGUGCACUACGAGAUACGUGCUUUGUUUCGUGUACCCUUCAUUUUAGUACCCUUGUAUUUGUUCAUGAUGGAAGCGAUGGAUAAAAGGCCUUUUGGUUCAGAAUAUAACUAUAAAAUGUCGGAAAAUGACAUAUCCAGAUUGAUAAAAUUGCGUGCAACGAAUGACGCCAUCUUCACUGGGAAGAGAAACUCUGCCAUGCCUGCCUGGAGAGCAAUGUUAGUGGAGUUGGGUCUCGAAGGAAAGCUUACAACUGGGCAAUUGAAAAAGAAGUGGGAAAACCUUAAAAAGAAAUAUAAGGAUUUUAAGUACCCUCCUCUUGGCAUGGAGAAAGUCAAUCCAAUGUCCUGGCGUUGGUUCCACCUCAUGGACGAUGCCAUCGAGGGUCGCCUAUCUGGGUCUGCCCGUAUCCUAAACCCUUCACUGUUUGAUUUUGGGGAAGUUGGGGACGUUUCAUUCGCGUCCUCUCCCACUACCUCUCCCAUAGCAAACAAGAGACUUUGUAUGAGGCCGGAGGGGGGUGAGGGGACAAACAUUUUUGAGUUCUGGGCCAAAGCACAGUUGGGGGAGAGUGUUGGGGCUGCGAGCACGGUAGCAGAUGGACAAGUGGCGUACACAGACGCAGCUACAGAGGAGAUCCGUAGGGCUGCGGUGGAGUGUGAGAGGGCCCUGCGAGAGGAGGGCAGGGGUGGGGGUCAGAACGAGAGGGCCGCGCCUGACAAGAUGCCAGUGGGUGGAUACGGGAGGACCAUGGCUGAGGAUGUAGAGACCAUAGCUGAAGACGGAAGAGCCAUGUUGGUGAGAAAUCCUGGCAGGAACAUUGAGAGGGAGACUGCUGAACUAGAGAGACAGAUAGCAGAUUUGGAGAAGGAGAGAGAAGUGUUAGAGAGGGAGCAGGCUGAUUUUGACAGGGAGAGGUUGAUACUGGACAGAGAGAGGGAUGUGGUGAACAGAGAGAGGGUGGCUGUUGAGCGAGGCAGAGCAUCACUGGACAAGGACAGAGCGGCGAUGGAUAGGGAGCGAGCGGCGAUGGAACGGGAGCGAGCCAUACUGGACAGGGAUAGGGCGUCAAUCGAGAGAGAGAGGAUAGAGCUGCAGAAAGAAAAGGAAACCCUAAUGAAAAGCAAGAUUUCCAGGAACAACGGCUCUGCUGAUGUAGAACUGGACUCAUCUACUAUAGAGAAGAGAGAAAGACUGCUUUCCAUAUUUGAAAGACUUGUUGAUAAGCUGUGAAAAUGAAACAUCAUUCAAAAAAAGUGUCUAGGUGAAGGAUACUAUAGGUGACACAGUGCGUACAAGACAUAAAUAGGUUUCUAUGUCACCAGGCCCCUUAUCAUUGUGAUCAUUUUCAUAAAGUUAACUAGUGGUGGCUCUCAGAUCCUCCCUGCAGACACUGGGAGUGCAGUCAUUUAAUUAGUGCUGGGUGAAAUGAGCAUUGAGUGUGAGGUUUCACCUGGAAAAAGAACCCUUACGAUGUUUGUUGCGCUUGUUCUGUUUUUUUUUCUUUGUAGAUUGUUUACCAUUAAAUGUCAUCCACUAUUUAAGUAUAGGUUUACACUAUGAGAAAUGACAAGAAUUUCUGUUCCCUAAAUGCAUUUGUUAAACUGCAUUUGACCAUUAUUUAUGUUCUGUUCGAUCUGCCAGAGUACCAGUGUAAUGCUAUACUGUUAAUAAAGCCCACUUUUUUUUUUUUCGUUCCUGUAGUUGUCAUAUACUGCCAUUACUAUGUAAUUACCCUCUACCAAGCUAGUAAAUAUGCAUGAAUGCAUUCAGUUGUACAACUGACUAGGUAUCCCCCCUUUCCCCCUAUAGUCUUUUACAAUAAGCACUAUGCAACUGCCUAUAUUUACAUACCUGGUACAAUGUAAUGCUCCUCUAUGACCCUGGAAUAAUACCUAUAACAUAAUGACAUAGCCUUCCUCACUCCCACCAUGUCAAUGUUAUGAUCAUUUCAUUAUAUUUACUUUAAAAAGGUGUGCUUGAAUCU
Molecule: messenger RNA, 2186 nt
Organism: Salvelinus namaycush (lake trout)
Lineage: Eukaryota; Metazoa; Chordata; Actinopteri; Salmoniformes; Salmonidae
Exons: 4
Coding region: 266-1432 (388 amino acids)
Source: RefSeq, a predicted model, not a curated record